This is a messenger RNA of Cadophora gregata, 1317 nucleotides long. RefSeq lists its product as uncharacterized. NCBI's taxonomy places the organism in Eukaryota, Fungi, Ascomycota, Leotiomycetes, Helotiales, Ploettnerulaceae. The record is from RefSeq and is a predicted model, not a curated record. The transcript has 3 exons. Bases 1 to 1317 code for a protein of 438 amino acids.
AUGAAGGACUUCAGAGUCCUCUCCUUCUGGCCUUGGGGCAUCAUCAAUCUCCUCAUCGCCGUCCCUAUCUCUGCGACUAAUGGCAACAUGCACUCCGCGAGCAUUCCUCAAGACCACGUUCAGCUUGUUCGUCGUCAAGAUCAAUCGAGUUCUAGCGGGACCCCCGCUCUUUUCGAAGACGCAUCCAAAUACCCUUCCUUCCCAUCAAAAGAUACAAGCCCGGACUCCACAUCCACGAAAAGCAGCAUCGAAUUCACCGUCUCAGGGCAAACACUGGCGCAAGAUGUCGAGUGUAAAACUUGUUCUGCUCAAGGCGACAUCUCUAUUCAAGAGGCCAGUGAUAGUAGCAGUGAUAAAGACUCUUCCAAAUGGUCUCUCCUAGCUUCAACCACUGGUAUCUCGGCACAUGUUGAACUCGGAGCGAAGCUUAGACCUGCCGCAGAUUUGUUGUCAUUCGAGGUAUCAGUGAACGAGAUUGAGCUGGAUGCAAUUGAAGUUGGUGGGCUCGUUGUGGUGGCACCAAAAAUUGUUGUGGAGGUCGUCGGGAUUGCUAACGUGUCUGCGGAUGUAGACUUUUCGGGAGGGUUUGACUUCACGGUACCCGACGAGGCGUCUAUCAGCAUUACCAUUAAUGGAACAGACUUAGAUGCGAGUAUUCAGGGCUUCAAUGGCACAAAAAUAACUCAGCUCCCCUUCAGCGCCAACAUCUCCAAUCCCGAAAUAUCAAUGUUUUUGGGGCUACGUUUCAACCUCCUUCUGGCUGUGAGCCCAUUAUCCAGCCUGCUACCUUCAGUCUAUGCCGGCAUAUACAUAAACCUUCCCGACGUCAUUAUCUCCUCUUCACUAGUGAGUAACAGGAAUGCAAACUGCGAGGAAAUAACAUCAGAUGAAACGGAUGCUGCUUUGCGAGUCCCCUUUCCGAACUUGUUGUUCGUCAACUCUACGGCUUUUGCCGAUAUCGGCGGUACAAUUGGAUAUGAUAUCCCGGGAAAGGGAUUUGACUUCAAGGAUGCAGAGCUCGACGGAGAGGUAGAAUUUGCAUUACCAAGUCAGUGCUUGGAGUGGAGCACCUCUUCUGAAGGGGGUGGAAGAUUUGGCAAGCCAGAUACUGAAGCUCUCACGAAAGGGAAGGCCGAUACCGACUUAGCAACAGCUUCUACGACAGGAGCCGCGCAGGGUUCUUCUCCGACUUCUGGGUCUUCUUCUCAGAGAUCGAGCAAUGCUGCUGGCAAUGUUUUGAUUGUGUGGAAUGACAUGUCCAUUGCCUAUAUAGCAAUGUUGACUCUGGUGUUGGCGGCUUUUGGUGCUGCCCUGUAA